Molecule: messenger RNA, 1744 nt
Organism: Zophobas morio
Lineage: Eukaryota; Metazoa; Arthropoda; Insecta; Coleoptera; Tenebrionidae
Exons: 21
Coding region: 2-1744 (580 amino acids)
Cellular component (GO): nucleus
Molecular function (GO): exonuclease activity; nucleic acid binding
Source: RefSeq, a predicted model, not a curated record
GAUGGUAGCUGCGAAAGUUCAUAGGGCGAAAGUUAAGAAAUUAGCGACUAAGGGAAAGAAAAAAAAGGUAAGUACUAGUUUAAACUUUUAUCUUGGAAGUACACCCACAGAUUCUUUUUCCAAAGAUCUUGUUGGAGGGACGCCUGUUGGGAAUAAUAAUAAUAAAGUCAUAUUAAUAGAAAGAAUUCUUCAAUCAAGUAAAGAAAAAGAAAUGAUAAACGAAGAGCCGGAGUGGAUUGACGCGGACUGUUGCCGCAAAUCUUCUCAAUUCAAAGGGAAAAAGGAUAAUAAGGCAACCAUUCAGUUGAAGCCUAAGUCCCUUAACAUUGAGAGUGUACAGCAGCUUGUGUUACACGUUUUGACUGAUGGGCCUUUAAAUUUUUUAACUAAUAAAUUCCUUAUUAAAAAAGUUGUGGUGCUCAACGCAGAUGGGAUCUCAUUUUCAGAGUUAAACGAAAUUGAGCCAAGCUUAAAUAAUUUAAAUUAUAUCUUUGAACAGAAAAUUUCUUUACAGUUUGCUGGCUCAAAAUAUUCUGUACAAUCCGUUCCCGCCUCACUGUUGUAUGUCGAGAAUAAAGAUUCUCUUAAAAACUAUAAUAAUAAUAACAACCAACUUUCUAAACUUUUAUUAACGAGAGAAAUUCUUUCUGAAGAAAAUUUUCCUGCAUUCCAUCCUGGUUGGUGUGGAGAAUUUAAUGAUGUUUUGUUGAAUCCCGUUACUAGUGAAACUUUUAUAUCGCUAUCAGGGUCCCAAGAUUUAGAUACGCAAUGUGAGGAAAACGCACCGUUGUUUUCAUUGGAUUGUGAAAUGUGUCUUACGACUGCUGGAAGGGAAGUAUCACGUGUGACUAUUAUAGAUCAAGAAGCUUCAAUUGUAUUGGACGAACUGGUCCGUCCCGCUAAUCCUAUCGUCGAUUAUUUAACAAAAUUUAGCGGUAUUACGUUUGAAAUGAUGGAGACCUGCUCCACCAAACUCACCGAUAUUCAUACACUUUUGAAGGAGAAAAUACCUCCCCAUGCGAUACUUGUAGGCCAUUCUCUCUAUCACGAUUUGACCUGUUUAAAAUUAGUACACGGACGUAUAAUAGAUACAUCUAUUAUUUAUCCGCAUCCUCUGGGCAAACCCUUUACGCAGAGUCUGAAGUUUCUUGCUCACAAGUACUUGGACCGCGUGAUUCAAGAGUCUGAAUUGGGCCACUGCAGUUAUGAAGAUUCUCGUGCUUGUCUUGACUUGGUUGCUUUGAAACUACAAAAAGGCCACGAGCUUGAAAUAUCUGGAAAAAUGAAAGAAAGUAUAUAUACAACUUUGUACAGGCAUUCAAAAAGGGGAUUAGUCAUUGCAAAGGAGAACGUAAUAUUAAGACAUGCGCUGGCGAAUAAAGUUUUAUGGAAAUCUAACAAGCAAGCUAUUAAAGCAACUAUAAAGGCGCUUAAACAUAAAGAAGAGUUCAUAUAUACUCAUCUGUACUACACAAAGAACUCUGCAAGCCCUUCAAAAAUGAACUUGCGAGGAACUCUGCAGCAGCUCGACUCGUGUGUCGCAAAUGUUUAUAGAAAUCUCGCAGAAGGUGGUUUGCUUAUCCUGCUAGUCGGCCCCGCAGACCUCGCCCCUUUGGAAGAGGAUCGGAAAAAAAGAAGUAUGCAUAGAAAGGGGCUUUCCUCGUGGUCAGCAGGGGAAGAAAGCAAUUUUGUGGAAAAGAUCAGUUCUGCACGGAAGGGAUAUUUUUUUGCGGCUGUGAAAUAA